AUGAGUGAAAAUAGUUGGUAUUAUAUCGCAUGCCCAGCAUGUCAAAAACGCAUCACUCCAAGAAAAACAGAUUUUUGGUGCUUUGCUUGUGAGAAACAAAUUGAAAGGCCCAUCCCAAGAUAUCGUUUGGAGCUUAGUGUUAUCGAUCAUAGUGGGUCAACAAUAUUUGUAGUUUUUGAUGAAGACGCUAAGAAACUGAUAGGACAAGAUGCAAGUACUCUUUUUGAGGCUCAUACUUAUGAAAAGAUCAAUUAUCAUAAAGAUGAUGAUAAUGACAAUGAAGAUGAUGAUACACAAAUUCCAAAAAUGAUUGCAAAUAUCCUUGGAAGAGAGUUAGUGUUCAAAGUUAAAAUCAUCGCUUAUAAUCGUACAGCAAAUCGACAAACUUUUACGGUGAUGAGAAUUCUUGACAAAAGUGUCACUGAGAAUAAAGAUGUCAUAAAAGGUAAUGAAGAUGCUUCAAAAGAUGAAAUUACAGUUGAAGAAACCGCAAAACGCCCUUUUGAUAAUAUCGAUUCAAUGAAAAAGGAUCAUGAUUCAUCCGACCAAAUUACAUCAAAGAAGAUAAAGAUUGAAGCUAAGGAAAUGGAUAUCGCUUAA
Chenopodium quinoa (quinoa) is the source of this 600-nucleotide messenger RNA. RefSeq lists its product as uncharacterized. NCBI's taxonomy places the organism in Eukaryota, Viridiplantae, Streptophyta, Magnoliopsida, Caryophyllales, Amaranthaceae. The transcript is spliced from 5 exons. The record is from RefSeq and is a predicted model, not a curated record. Bases 1 to 600 code for a protein of 199 amino acids.